Molecule: messenger RNA, 501 nt
Organism: Hydatigera taeniaeformis
Lineage: Eukaryota; Metazoa; Platyhelminthes; Cestoda; Cyclophyllidea; Taeniidae
Source: the annotation of a GenBank genome assembly
AUGCCCCCUCGGGGGCCGACGCCACCCCUUACCGGUCCCCCUCCUCCGGGCGGAAAUCCUGCUUGUCGAAUGCAGUCCGCUGUCAUGCCAAUGUCUUCGGCGCCUCAGCAUCCUGGCCAUCUCGGUCCACCACCGCCACCGCCACCACACGCCCAAAUGCACCCAGGUCCUAUGAUGCUUCCAGUAGGCGCCUCUGGCGGAGGUCUUCCUAGUGGUCUCCCUGGCAUCCAUUACGCACCUCACGGACCUCUCCCACCUGGUGGUCCCAUGCCUGGAGGUCCGGACAGACCGGAUCAUGGUAUCCCGCAGAUGCCAACAGGACAACAACCACAACUCGGCGGGCCCAUGAUUCAACAUCAUCACGGGCCUCCGCCUCCACAACCCGGCGCUAUGGGGGUUCCUCCGAUGCCACCUCAUCAACAAAUGCCUCCGGGACCAAUGCCUCCUCACAGUCACCCACACCAUCUCCAUCAUCCUGUUCAUGCCCCUUUACCGAUGUGA